Molecule: messenger RNA, 1332 nt
Organism: Ilex paraguariensis (yerba mate)
Lineage: Eukaryota; Viridiplantae; Streptophyta; Magnoliopsida; Aquifoliales; Aquifoliaceae
Source: the annotation of a GenBank genome assembly
AUGGGGAUGCUUGAUUUUGAUGAUUGUGAUUUUGCUUAUGAUGAGAUGCAUGCACAGUUGAAGAGAAAACGAUUUGAUCUCACAAGUCCGGAUCAUAAAACUUCUUUUUUUGGUGGUAUAGAGACAACUAUGAAAGACAAUGCAUCGAUGGAGUAUGACGAUGAUUACGAGUGCUUUUUGAAGGUUUUAUUAGAGGACAGUGAACCAGGACAUUCUGGGAGGGAAGGGGAAGAUGAUGAUGAUGGUGAUGAUGAUGAUGAUGAUGAUGAUAAAGACCCUCAAUAUAAGAUGUUUAUGGAGAGAGUAAAGGAACAUGGGAAGUCGUAUAUCCUUGAAGUCGCUGUACAGAAUGGGGUGGCUGUGUUUAUAAAGUAUGAAGCGGAAGAAGGGUCAGAUGACAUCUGUGGCCCACAGGCUCGGAAAACAUUGAGUAACAUUGUGAAGGAGAAGAUAGAAGCAGCUAAAAACUCAAAUACUGUCCACAAGAUGUAUCAAGUUGAAAGUCCAAGAAUCUUGAGGAGUUGUAUGAGAAAAGAAAAGAGGAAUGCAGAGAAGAUAGAAGCAGCUAAAACCUCAAAUACUGUCCACAAGAUGUAUCAAGUUGAAAGCCCAAGAAUCUUGAGGAGUUGUAUGAGAAAAGAAAAGAGGAAUGCAGUUUUUGAGAAGGAUUUAAGUUCCAAAUCUGAACCCUACCACAAGUCUGAUAUGGUAAGUUCAAUGGAGGACUCUUAUGAAUUGUUCCUGAGUAGUGUGAAGACCAAAGGUGACCAUCUAGUUCUUCAGUUUAAGAACUGUGAGCCGGUUACAUACGAAAAGGAUGAUGUCGAAAAUUCUUCUGAUUCGCGGAUUCUGAAGAUGGACAAUUCUCUAUUUUGCGAAGACGGAAACGAUACCCCCUUUGGAACUUCAAGAGGAUUUGAUGCAUCUAUGCUUGAAGAUGACUGCAAGUUCCUUGGGAACCACUGUAGAAAUGACCAUUCUCAGUUUAGAGACAAGCUCAUGGACAUUCUUAGAAAGCCCUAUGACAAGCAUGAGUUUGAUGAGCUUUGGCGAGAUUUAAGGGCUAGACUGCCGAUGGAACGCUCAAGGGUCUUACGUGGGAGGACAACAUCAUACUCAGCAGAUAAAUGCGGCAAAUCUUAUCUCGAUCACCACAGUGAUCUCAAAAAGAAGAUUAAGGCAUUCCAACAUGAUCGCUCUAAAUUGUUGAACAUCUUUCGAGGAUUUUUCUAUUGGUUGACGGCAUUUGGAUGUGCCAGCAUAAUACAAAAUAUGCUUAACCGAAAGGACAUGGUCAGUUGUAUAACUAUAACUUUUGCAUUCAAAGUUUGA